AUGGACGGUGGAAAUGGUUGGCCCGCCGCUAGAUACGCCGGUGGACCGCAGGAUACGACGAUAAAGAACCGGAUAAUGCUAAGAUUCCGACCGAUCGCACCUAAACCGGUCGCCGGGGGUUCAUCUCCUGGUUCAACACCGGAAGGAAACAAGAUAGAACUUGUUACCAAACGAAGAGUCAAAAGAAAGUACGUUAGAGUUAAGAAAAAUAGCAAGUUCAAAAGUAACAAAGAAGAAGAAGGAGAAAAGGACGGAUCCUUACAGUUUACUGAUAGUCAAACUGUUUUAACCCUUCAGUUGAUGCCUGAAAGCAGUAGCAGCGUUAAGAACUCUUUAGAAAAUAUCGGAUCUAGACCUUUUUGGAUGAAUUUUCAGAAACCGGAGAAUAACGAUGUUUUAACAGAAGGAUCAGUGGAUCGGAUAGAUCGGACGGUGGAGAUACAGAAGAAAAGGGUUAUAGAGUCAUGGGUGAUGGUGGAUAAAAUGACAAACACGUUGGUAGAUGGAGAAGCGUUAGGGAGUACGGACAUGGAUAAGAUGAAGAAUCUGGAAGCUGACACGUGUCCAGGGCUCAUAUCGGACGGCUUAGAUAGGGUUCAGUGGGUGAAUCUGACGUAUAGGAGAUUGGUUGAUCCUCUAGAAGGGUCUGGAACGCCGCCGGAGCUGGUGACGUGGCUGGUAGUGAAGGAGAAAAUAAAUUUGCCUUCUUCUUUGCCAGCUUUUGCAUGCACUGUAAGGAUACUGUAUAUGAAGCACUCACAGACAAUGCCGUGUGAUGUGUGGAAGAUGGAUUUUGGAGGAUUAUUUGCAUGGAGAUUUGAUGCUAAAGCUGCACUUAGUUUGGGUCGUUGA
Molecule: messenger RNA, 852 nt
Organism: Nicotiana tabacum (common tobacco)
Lineage: Eukaryota; Viridiplantae; Streptophyta; Magnoliopsida; Solanales; Solanaceae
Source: RefSeq, a predicted model, not a curated record